AUGUCGAAGGUUUCCUUUAAGAUCAUGCUGACGUUGGACCCGCGGCUGCCCUACAGAGUACUCAGUGUUCCGGAAAGUACACCUUUCACAGCAGUCUUAACGUUUGCAGCUGAAGAAUUUAAAGUUCCUGCAGCAACAAGUGCAAUUAUUACCAAUGAUGGAAUAGGACUAAAUCCUGCACAGACUGCUGGAAAUGUUUUUCUAAAGCAUGGUUCAGAAUUGCUAAUUAUCCCUAGAGAUCGUGUUGGAAGUUGCUAAUGCCUGCUACUG
Messenger RNA from Heterocephalus glaber (naked mole-rat), 270 nucleotides. NCBI's taxonomy places the organism in Eukaryota, Metazoa, Chordata, Mammalia, Rodentia, Bathyergidae. The record is from RefSeq and is a predicted model, not a curated record.